UGUGCCAAACAUUACGAGCGAACGAAACGCGAUUGAAAGUUCCGCCGUUUUUCAUUCAUAUCUAUUCUAUUUACGAUUUUUAUGUGGUGGUAAUGCGUGUUGUGAUAAGAAAUUAACAAAUUGCAUUUAAAAGACGCGGAAAACUUUCUAGGAAACGACAAUGCCUGUUGCCGCUAAAUUCAUAGUGCCCGCUGCCCUUGGCUUGUCUCUAGUCACCGUUACAGCUUUGGUGGUGUACUAUGUCUUCAAGAAGGACGAGGAGUCCGGAGACUCCAAGCCCAUCGCCACUUCUCGGGUGAACACCAUUGAAGUCAAUGUUCCUAAAAGUCUGGUCCCUGCUUUAAUUGGUCGCAGCGGCGCCAACAUAAAGGGCAUAGAACACAAAUCCGGUGCCAAGAUAAACUUCAAGAAGUUCCCGGACAAAGACUACGACAUAUGUGUGAUACGAGGCGAGAGCCACACCUCGCAGACGGCUGAGAACCUUAUAAGGGAUUUCAUGAAACAGCAGCCCGUGAUUGUGGAAGAUACUUUGGUUGUGCCCAACUGGGCUUGUGGCAGGAUCAUAGGCUCAGGCGGUGAGACAAUCAACGACAUCAGCCACCGCAGCGGAGCUCGGGUCAAAGUAGAGGGGCCCCCAACGGCCGACAACGCCUCGCAGAGGCAUGUCACCUUCCGAGGCACCAAGGAGCAAAUCGAGGUUGCCAAGGGGCUGGUAUCCAACUGUGUGGCUCAAGAGAAAUGCCGUCGCGAGAUCGAACAGUCAAAGCGCAGUCCGCGUCACGUCCAAGUCCAACCCGCCACGAGCGCAGCGGGGGCAGCACAGGCGGCAGCGGGGACGGAAGCGAGAGCGGGCGGCGACCACGUGGAGGAAUCGCCAGGUGACCCCAAACGCGUCAAGUAUAAGCGGAAUGAAGCCGCAUCGUCCAGUAUCGAAGUAUACGUAUCAGCCGUCUCGUCCCCCGCUCGAUUCUGGGUGCAGUUCGUCGGGCCGCAAGUCUCUCAACUGGACGAACUGGUCGAACACAUGACAGAGUACUACGGCGACAAGGCGAACCGCGAGGCACAUGCGCUGACAUCAGUAUCAGUAGGGCAAGUGGUAGCGGCGGUGUUCCGGCACGACGGGCGCUGGUACAGGGCGCGCGUGCACGACAUACGACCCAACGAGUUCGACGCCACCAAACAGGUGGCGGAUGUGUUCUACUUAGAUUAUGGAGACAGCGAGUACGUGGCGACUCACGAACUGUGCGAACUGCGCGCCGACCUCCUACGGCUGCGGUUCCAGGCCAUGGAGUGUUUCCUGGCGGGCGUGAGGCCGGCGGGGCGCGAGGAGGACGUGGUGCGCGUGACGGCGGCGGGGCAGCGCUGGGAGCACUGGCCCGCACCCGCCGUCGAGCGCUUCGAGCAGCUCGCGCAGGUUGCGCGGUGGAAGCCCCUGGUGUCAAAAACUUGCACGUACAAGAAGACGGCUACGGAAGACCAGAAAGAGAAGGAGAUACCCGGCAUUAAACUGUAUGACGUCACUGAAGAGGGUGAGAUCGACAUCGGCGCCGUGCUGGUGGCGGAGGGGCUCGCCGUGCCCGCGCCCGCCGCGCCCGCCACGCCCCGCGCCUCCCCGCCGCGCCCGCCGCCCUCGCCCUUCGGCGACCUCGGUGCCUCCAGGGUGCUCGGGAUGGUAGAGAACCGCAGCUCGUCCUUACCUCGAGACCACAAGGAAGACCACGCUGCAGAUAACAACAACACACAAGCAUCUCACCUCGCCACCUCGAAAUCCCUAGGCUCCGGCAUCGAAGCCUCGCACACCCCGGUCUCCAUGACCAAUGUGGACCUCUCGAGGCCGAAACAGAACGGCUCCCACGACCUCAUCGAGGCCGAACGACGGCACGAGGCCGACGUCGAUGUAUUGGUAGACGUGCCGUGCACGACGGACAGACACACCAUGAACGAGGAUGAGAAUAACAUCUUCAGGCCGGAUCGGGUGAAGGAACGUUUGCGUAUGCCGGAAAUGCAGGCGCAGUUGUUGACGAACGCCUUGAAGCUAGUCCGAGUAGGCGGCGCAGUAGUAUAUUCCACGUGUUCGCUCAGUCCCGUCCAAAAUGAUGGCGUUGUCCACAUGGCGCUCAAGCAUGCAUUUGAAACGCAUGGAGUCAUCGCCACUGUCAAAGACCUAUCCGCUCCGUUCGCAAACCUGGCAGGCACGCUAUCCCUGGCCGCUGGAUCCAUUGCGCCGCGCUACGGUCAGCUGGUCACACCCACGAACGAUGCCAACUUCGGGCCCUCCUACAUCGCCAGGCUAGUCCGUGUUAAGUAA
This is a messenger RNA of Cydia fagiglandana, 2308 nucleotides long. RefSeq names its product tudor and KH domain-containing protein homolog (gene papi). Gene Ontology annotation, cellular component: P granule. Gene Ontology annotation, molecular function: RNA binding; methyltransferase activity. The transcript is spliced from 17 exons. The record is from RefSeq and is a predicted model, not a curated record. Gene Ontology annotation, biological process: piRNA processing; P granule organization; spermatogenesis. The coding region runs from base 161 to 2308 and encodes 715 amino acids. NCBI's taxonomy places the organism in Eukaryota, Metazoa, Arthropoda, Insecta, Lepidoptera, Tortricidae.